This is a messenger RNA of Trichomonas vaginalis G3, 948 nucleotides long. RefSeq lists its product as uncharacterized. The record is from RefSeq and is a predicted model, not a curated record. The transcript has a single exon. The coding region runs from base 1 to 948 and encodes 315 amino acids. NCBI's taxonomy places the organism in Eukaryota, Parabasalia, Trichomonadida, Trichomonadidae.
AUGAUUUCGUUUCUUUUUAAUUUCAUAUCAUCAAAAGAAAUAUCAGAACCAGGAUUUUACGACAUUUCAUUACAGUCUCAAGAGAGGUUAAUUAUCAAUACUAAAAAUGGCAAAAACAGCGCUCAUAUUUUUUCAAAAGUAAAAAGCUCGGUUGAAGCAACAAUAGAAACAUGGAAUUUAACAAAUUCCAAUUUCAUAAAUAAAAUCGAUGACUUCCAAGCCGUUACUAUUACUGGUGAAAUCUCCAAAUCUCAAAUAACAUUCACAUCUGAUGUUACGCUUAAAUUAUGGCUAUUACCAGCAACAGAAUGUGCUGGUGGUGCAAACUAUUAUCAAACAAAGCAAUACCUCGUUGAUGAACUCACUCCAUCCACAUUUUUAAAGGAAAACGUAUGCGUAUUCUCGAAUUUCGAUAGAGAAGGAACAGUAAAAGCCUUUAUGGAGCGUCGUAAGAACCAAGGAAAUCCAAAUCUUGUUUAUAUGAAAGCCGAAAACUCAAAAGUUGUUCCUACAACAAUAUGCAAUUAUUCUCAAUGCGAGUUCGUUGGCAAUAACGAUGGCUACAUUAAAUACUCAAAUUUCGGAGAUAAUACAACAUUUAUUUAUAAACUCGAAUUUGCAGAGAAUACAACUACAGAUAUCUGCAACAGAAAGAUAAUUCCUAUUGUUAACGUGAAUAGCAUGGAAGAUAGGUUCUUCAAACCUCUCAGACACGAAUUAGAUUGUUCUAAGCCUGCAUCACCAGAUCACUCUUACUAUAACUUCUACUACGCUACAGGAAUACUCAUAGUAUUAUGCGCUGUAUGCUUAUUUGCUGUUUACAAAGGUUGGUGCGCAAAAUUAUCUUAUAAAGUAUUUGGAGGCAACAAUGGAGAGCCAACUAUUCAGAAUAUCGACGAAGAUCUCGUUGAUGAUAUUGCUAUCGAUGAUGCCGAAGAAGACGCCUAA